Messenger RNA from Fragaria vesca subsp. vesca, 1215 nucleotides. Its product is annotated as 40S ribosomal protein SA-like. The record is from RefSeq and is a predicted model, not a curated record. Gene Ontology annotation, cellular component: cytosolic small ribosomal subunit; ribosome; 90S preribosome. The transcript has 5 exons. Gene Ontology annotation, biological process: cytoplasmic translation; ribosomal small subunit assembly. The coding region runs from base 98 to 1015 and encodes 305 amino acids. NCBI's taxonomy places the organism in Eukaryota, Viridiplantae, Streptophyta, Magnoliopsida, Rosales, Rosaceae. Gene Ontology annotation, molecular function: structural constituent of ribosome.
ACAGCCUCAUUUGCAGUCUCCUCUCUCUCUGCUUCUACCCGAACACUAAUCGGAGGCAGAGCUAUCACCACAGCUUCUCAGUUUCUCCACCACCACCAUGGCGACGGCCGCUCCCACUCCUCCACGUCAGCUCUCCCAGAAGGAGGCUGACAUCCAGAUGAUGUUGGCCGCCGAGGUCCAUCUCGGCACCAAGAACUGCGAUUUCCAGAUGGAGAGAUACGUCUUCAAGCGCCGCAACGACGGUAUUUACAUUAUCAACCUUGGGAAGACAUGGGAAAAACUCCAGCUGGCUGCCAGAGUUAUUGUUGCUAUUGAAAACCCCAAGGACAUCAUUGUGCAGUCUGCUAGGCCGUAUGGACAAAGGGCUGUCUUGAAAUUUGCUCAGCACACAGGUGCUAAUGCCAUUGCUGGUAGGCAUACUCCUGGUACAUUUACCAAUCAGCUACAAACAUCGUUCAAUGAGCCCCGCCUUCUCAUUUUGACCGACCCAAGGACUGAUCACCAGCCAAUCAAGGAAGCUGCUCUUGGGAACAUCCCUACCAUUGCCUUCUGUGAUACUGAUUCCCCCAUGCGCUAUGUUGACAUUGGCAUUCCAGCCAAUAACAAGGGGAAGCACAGUAUUGGAUGCCUUUUCUGGUUGCUAGCAAGGAUGGUUCUGCAAAUGCGUGGUUCUCUUAGGCCAGGACAUAAAUGGGAUGUCAUGGUUGAUUUGUUCUUCUACAGAGAACCUGAGGAGGCCAAGCCACAGGAGGAGGAAGAUGCAGUCCAAGCUCCAGAGUACAUUGCUGAUUAUACUGCUGGUCUUGGUGGCGAGCAAUGGCCUGCCCACAUUGCUGAUGCUUCUUGGUCUACAGAUGUUGCGGCCCCAGCUGGUGCUCUUCCAGCAGUAGCUGCUGCUGGCUGGACUGGAGAAACAGGUGCACAAGAUGGUUGGGAUACCGCAGUACCACCACCAGUUGCCGUUUCAACCCUUGAGGGUGGUGCUCCUGUAGUUGCCACUGGUUGGGAUUCUUAGAUUUUUGGUAGUGUCAUCAGAGUUGAAGCUUGUAUGGAACUAGAGUACUUUCUUUUUUGGCUUCGUUGAAGUUUUUGGAUGAUGGAUCGACUGUUUCUGAAACGAUUGAGUUCUAGAUUUCAGUGUUGUUCUCGGAGAUUUUGAGAGUGAUUUAAUGUUUUAUUCAUUUUACUCAUCUUUCACACAGUAAGUUCCACAUU